Molecule: messenger RNA, 1958 nt
Organism: Osmia lignaria (orchard mason bee)
Lineage: Eukaryota; Metazoa; Arthropoda; Insecta; Hymenoptera; Megachilidae
Source: RefSeq, a predicted model, not a curated record
UUACUUUUAAGAAAUUUUUUAAAUCCAAGUACAGGAACAGGAUGAACUGUAUAUCCUCCUUUAUCUUCAAAUUUAUAUCAUUCUUCACCCUCAGUAGAUUUAGCAAUUUUUUCUUUACAUAUUUCAGGAUUAUCUUCUAUUAUAGGUUCACUAAAUUUUAUUGUUACAAUUAUCAUAAUAAAAAAUAUUUCCUUAAAACAUAUACAAUUACCUCUAUUUCCUUGAUCUGUUUUUAUUACAACUAUUCUUUUACUUUUUUCCUUACCAGUAUUAGCUGGUGCUAUUACUAUAUUAUUAUUUGACCGAAAUUUUAAUACAUCUUUUUUUGACCCAACUGGAGGAGGAGACCCAAUUCUUUAUCAACAUUUAUUUUGAUUCUUCGGCCACCCAGAAGUUUAUAUUCUAAUCCUUCCAGGAUUUGGAUUAAUCUCCCAAAUUAUUUCUAAUGAAAGAGGAAAAAAAGAAACUUUUGGAAAUAUUGGAAUAAUUUAUGCUAUAUUAAGAAUUGGACUUUUAGGUUUUAUUGUAUGAGCUCAUCAUAUAUUUACUGUUGGAUUAGAUGUAGAUACUCGAGCUUAUUUUACCUCAGCUACUAUAAUUAUUGCAAUUCCAACAGGAAUUAAAGUUUUUAGAUGAUUAGCAACAUAUCAUGGCUCUAAAUUAAAAAUAAAUAUAUCAAUUAUAUGAACUCUAGGAUUUAUUUUUCUUUUUACUAUAGGGGGAUUGACAGGAAUUAUAUUAUCUAAUUCUUCUAUUGAUAUUAUCUUACAUGAUACAUACUAUGUUGUAGGACAUUUUCAUUAUGUUUUAUCUAUAGGAGCUAUUUUUUCUAUUAUAGCUGCUAUUAUUCAUUGAUUCCCUAUAAUUAUUGGACUUUCUAUAAAUCAAUUUUGAUUAAAAAUCCAAUUUUUCUUAAUAUUUAUUGGAGUUAAUAUAACUUUUUUUCCUCAACAUUUUUUAGGAAUAAUAGGAAUACCACGUCGAUAUUCAGAUUAUCCAGAUUCUUAUAUAUGUUGAAAUUUAUUUUCCUCUAUAGGAUCUUUAAUUACUUUAAACAGAAUUAUUAUAAUAAUUUAUAUUAUUUUUGAAAGAUUAUAUUCAAAACGAAUAAUUUUAUUUAAAUUUAAUCAAACAGCCUUAGAAUGAAUUAUACAUAAUCCUCCUUUAAAUCAUUCUUACAGGGAAAUUCCAUUAAUUUUAAAAAUUUAAUUUAAUAUGGCAGAUUAGUGCAAUGGAUUUAAGAUCCAUAUAUAAAAUUAUUUAAUUUUUAUUAAAAAUUUCUUCAUGAUAUAUAUAUUCAUUUCAAGAUUCAAAUUCCCCUUAUUCAGAUAAUCUUAUAUCAUUUCAUAACUUUACUAUAAUAUUUAUAAUUAUAAUUAUCUCAACUACACUUUUUAUAUUAAUAGAUAUUUUUAAUAAUAAAUUUAUUAAUCGAUUUCUCUUAAAACAUCAUACUAUUGAAAUUAUUUGAACUAUUAUUCCAACAAUUAUUCUUUUAUUUAUUUGUUUUCCAUCUUUAAAAAUUUUAUAUUUUACAGAUGAAUUAUGAAACCCAAUUUUUUUUACAGUAAAGAGUAUUGGACAUCAAUGAUACUGAAGAUAUGAAUAUCCUGAAUUUAAUAACUUUGAAUUUGAUUCUUAUAUAAAUAAAAACUUUGAAUAUAAUUCUUUCCGAUUAUUAGAUGUAGAUAAUCGUAUAAUUAUUCCCUUUAAAAUCUCAAUUCGAAUAUUAACUACUUCUACAGAUGUUAUUCAUGCUUGAACUAUUCCUUCUAUAGGAGUAAAAAGAGAUGCAACCCCAGGUCGAAUUAAUCAAAUAAAUAUUCUUGCUUUACGACCUGGACUUUUUUUUGGUCAAUGUUCGGAAAUUUGUGGUAUAAAUCACAGAUUUAUACCUAUUGUUUUAGAAUCUACAUCUUAUAAAAAUUUUAUAAAUUGAAUUAAAAAUUCUACUUAAA